Messenger RNA from Lachnellula hyalina, 483 nucleotides. RefSeq names its product putative cytochrome b5. The record is from RefSeq and is a predicted model, not a curated record. Lineage: Eukaryota; Fungi; Ascomycota; Leotiomycetes; Helotiales; Lachnaceae. The transcript has 2 exons. Gene Ontology annotation, molecular function: heme binding. Bases 1 to 483 code for a protein of 160 amino acids. Gene Ontology annotation, cellular component: intracellular membrane-bounded organelle; membrane.
AUGGGCUGGCUCAAAAUCGGCACUCGAAAGGCGCCACUCCUACAGACAGAAUUCAUCCAAGACUUAAAGGCCUCCACUCAACACAUCGAAACUCUCAGCCUCACCCCAAGAUACCCGUCUGCCACUACAGACACCAAAGAUAAAGAUUUACCCUUCAUCCCCGCGACUGAAGUUUCGCAGCGCAUAUCAGCGGGAGCUGGCGGUCUUCGUAUGUUCCCAGCCCCAAGAAUAGUCAUUGUGGUAGACAAUAUAGUGUAUGAUUGCACUGAUUUUAUCUCCGAACAUCCCGGCGGAGAACAGGUCAUCAAAUCUUUUGCGGGAGGGGAGUGUAGUUGGCAGUUCUGGAGGUUUCACGGGAAACAGGAUAUGGAGGAAUUUGGGAAGCCGUUGAGAGUUGGACGGACAGAAGGGUUGAAAAACAGGUUUCAAGAGCCAAAUAGAUAUGUAGGAUUAAGAAGAUGGGGGAAUGAUGUGUGGGACUAG